This is a messenger RNA of Bursaphelenchus xylophilus (pine wood nematode), 1733 nucleotides long. Lineage: Eukaryota; Metazoa; Nematoda; Chromadorea; Rhabditida; Aphelenchoididae. The record is from the annotation of a GenBank genome assembly.
AUGGAAAGGGUCGGGUUUGGACGGAAUAAGAACUUCAAUGUAGUUCAAUAUUGGCAACAGAGGGAACUGUAGGUCUUAAUAUGUUCUUCUUGAACUUUUAGCGGAUUCCGAGGUCUCUCGCAAAGCCGAAGACUCAUUGAUUAUCGAAUCGGAUGUCUGAAGUUGAGUGAAACCGAGAUUAUUCGAUAUCCAGACGAUCGACCGUCAACUUCAUCUGCGAUGGCCUUCGACCAGAGCGAAUAUCGAUUGUAGGUGUGAUGAAUAAUAUUACUUGACGCUCUCAACCUCUCACUUUAUCACAUUUACAGCUUAGUUUGUGGAGGGAGGGCGGGAGACAUUCGGAUCUUUGAUUUGGAUUCUCCCGAAUUGCCAGACCCCGCUCACCCCUGGGAACAUACUUGUUAUAGUGCCAAUAAAGGACAGUAAGUUGCAGAAAUUGAUGGUUUUAGAGUUUCGCAGGAUGAUGACAAUUUUUGUUUAUUAUAAUUUGAUAACAGUUUUGAUUUAUUUAAAUUCUUGCCUUCGUAUAAGAUGUCGCCUGAUUUUAGAUGGCACAAGGGCGCCGUGAUGAAGGUCCAGUUCUAUCCCAUCGAUUCGGGCGUCUUCUGUAGUGCCGGAAGGGAUUCCAAAGUAAGGUUAUACAAUUCGGAGACCCUCCAAGUCAUCGAUGAAUCCCAUUUGCCCGAACCAAUCAGAGACGCCCACUGGGGAAUGGCCUCCAGUUCCGGGGGUAUCAUCGCCGUUGCCUUGGGAAGUCAUGCGAUUCGACUGGUCGAUCCUCGAUUACGGCAUCAUAUCCAUCAACUCAGAUGGCCUGGAGUUACGGUGCAGUCAGUUCAGUUCGGAGAUUGUUUGAAAAGUCCGUACGUGUUUGGAGGAUCGGUCAACGGCCAUUGUGUGGUCUGGGAUAUACGGUAAGCAGAAUUGAUUUCAAUUUCUUUGUUAUAAAUUUAUUUUGGGAAUUUAUGUUAUCCAUUGCAGUAAUCCUGGAAUUGUGAUGGAAGAUUUGAUCGCCCCAAAGAGUAUAUUGAAUAGCAAAAAGAGACGAGCGCACAUGUCUGAAAUCCGAGCAAUCCGAAUAUCAGAUUCCAAAAAAUAUGUCGUCACCUUGAGCACCGGCAAAGAUGUUCAUAUUUGGGAUGCGAGAGAUCUCUCGUUCAAACAUCGACUUGAUGUGAGUGUCUGUUGUAUAGAUUAGUAGAUUUUUUUCAUUGUUUAAGACCUUAUUUUUGAUCUUAUUUUAGUUGACAUGGACAAGAUCCGAAGAUCGAAGGCAACUAAUGGAGAUCUCCGAAGAGGGAGAGAAUCUUUAUGCUCAUGUGGGAAUGGGAGAAGACUUACUUGUAUGCAAUGUCACACCGAAACAAGAGAGAAGACCAAAAAUUACAAGGAAAUAUAAAAACUUUAGAAAAGAAGAAGAGAAGGAAGAAAUUAAGGAAAUUAAAGAAGAAAAUGAUGAAGAGGACGAUGAUGUGGUCAAAAGACGCAGAGUUCUCCCUAGGACAUGCAAAAAACCGAAGAGUCUUGCCAAUUAUGAUGACGUGAAACUGCACCAAGGACACUAUCACAAUAUCAUGUCGAUCGCUUACCAGAAGCAAAGACAGAGGAUUGUGACGUCAGGAGCUGAUGGACACACUUUAUUAUGGAUCCCGGCCAUGGAUGAGACCCUCUCCGACACCAGAGCACAACAUAUCGCCCGACUUUAUGAGGAUGAUCUCAGUGAUGACGAUUGA